This is a messenger RNA of Caretta caretta (loggerhead turtle), 754 nucleotides long. RefSeq names its product mannosidase beta like (gene MANBAL). NCBI's taxonomy places the organism in Eukaryota, Metazoa, Chordata, Testudines, Cheloniidae. The record is from RefSeq and is a predicted model, not a curated record. Gene Ontology annotation, cellular component: membrane.
GCGGCGCGGCGGGGUGUGGGAGGUCCCUAGCAACGCCGGCCCGGAGCUGGUUGCUACGGGAGGGAAGGGAGGAAGCGCUUCCUGCGGCGCUGGGAGGAAUCACUUCCCGGGCGGCGAGGCCUGGCCGCUGGCGCGGGAGAAACUGACUUCUUGAGAGUGUCCAUGAAGGAGGAAGGAGCUUCUGCCAUGGCUGCCGAGCUGGAUUUCUCUCCCCCUGAAGUCCCAGAGCCCACAUUCAUGGAGAACCUGCUGCGCUAUGGACUCUUUUUUGGAGCCAUUUUCCAGCUGAUCUGUGUCCUGGCCAUAAUCCUCCCAAUUUCAAAGUCCCAUAAGACAGACUCUGACAGUUUUGAGUCUAAAAGUUCAGAGGUGGUGAAGAAGCCAAAGGGGGCUGCUCCGCAGCUGAGCAAGAAACCCAAGAAGGAAACCAAGAAAAAGAGAUAAAAGGCCUUGUAAAGGAGCAUUAAAGACAAGUGGACUGCACACAGCCAGAUGGUUAAUUUAACUGUCCUAGUCAGCAUGGAUCAUCUCACCUCCGAUGGGGAGGGAAAGCUUACACUUCACAUCCCAGCCAGCAUGGAGGAGAUGCAAGUGAGGGCAUGGAAUGGGGGGCAUGUGUUGUGCCACUGAGGAUACCUUUUUCUACGUCAUUCUUUUAAAGACUGAUGGAUCAAGGACAUCACACCACCCAGCUUUAUAUUCACUUGUAUUGUUGUUACAUCUAAAAUACAUCACUGCAUUUUAUGGCUUAGUA